AACGAAGAUGUUGCGCGUCGUGCCUUCAAUGCCUAUCUGCCGAUGCAGAACGGUUGCAGUGUUUCUAAUCACACGAUUUGUGUUGCUGGGCUUUUGGGCUUGCAGCGCCUUCAUCGUGUGCUUACUAUUCCACCAAGGCUAAGUGUUCCGCGCUGUGGUCGCCCUUGGGCCUUGCAACAAGCAGGAGCUUAUCAGAGAGGCUUUGCUCCUACUAUUUUUUCGCUAGACAUCCAGGACCUGCCGAUUCCAUCUACGGUUUAUGCUACAACAUGCGAUUGCGCCCUCGUACAUUAUGCUUGCCUUCCGGCCCGCGUCGUAGUCGAGGUCUUCCCUGUGGUUGUAGUGAGAGUUUAG
This is a messenger RNA of Protopolystoma xenopodis, 354 nucleotides long. The record is from the annotation of a GenBank genome assembly. NCBI's taxonomy places the organism in Eukaryota, Metazoa, Platyhelminthes, Monogenea, Polystomatidea, Polystomatidae.